Humulus lupulus (European hop) is the source of this 836-nucleotide messenger RNA. RefSeq lists its product as uncharacterized. The record is from RefSeq and is a predicted model, not a curated record. Bases 1 to 513 code for a protein of 170 amino acids. The transcript is spliced from 4 exons. NCBI's taxonomy places the organism in Eukaryota, Viridiplantae, Streptophyta, Magnoliopsida, Rosales, Cannabaceae.
AUGGUCCUUGAUGAUAUCCCUGUUAAAGAUCCGCCAUAUUUUCAUGACACAGCGGAGUACGAUCCCUAUGGCUACGAUCCUUAUGUCAACGAUGAUCAUGUUGCUAAUGCAGCAGAUCUUGGUGGACCAGAUAUUAGGGCAGAUUUGCUAACACAGAGGGUCUUCACCGAUUUGGUCAAGAAAAGGGGUUUGGAUUCCAAGUUCAAGAUUGACUCAGCCGGAACCAUUAAUUAUCACGAGGGUAACCCAGCAGACCCAAGAAUGAGGGCAUCCUCAAAAAGUCGUGGGAUUGUGAUAACUUCAUUGUCAAGGCCAAUCCGCUCCUUCGAUUUUGUAGACUUUGAUUUGAGUCUCGCCAUGGAUAACCAGAAUAGAGAUGAUAUUAUUGAAGCUUUUAAUAGGUGGAAAUUUAGAGACACUUUGCCUGAGGAUGAUCAUAAGAAGAAUUAUGGUGCAUUCUUGGAGAAAGACGGAGCAGGGUUUAGAGGGCAAGUUAAACUUACUGGAUUUUAAAGUGGAUUUCGUAUUGUUUAACAUGGUUCUAGGUUGGGCUUAAGGGAGAAUUCUUGAAGAUAUAUGCUGCAGAAGAAAAUGAAAAGGCAGGGUGGACUGAUUUAACUCCAGAUGCUGAUCCAUCGAUAUUAAGAGAGUCGCCAUCUAUUUCAGUUCGGGAGUCACAAGAUGAUUAUUAGUUUAUUUACAUUAAUUUACUAAGGAAUGAACUUUAUGAAGUUUUUUUAUUUUUUAUUUUGGUAGUUGUAACCUUAAAAUGAUAAUUUUAUGAUUUAUUUUAGUAUUGAACAUUAUAAAGAAUUUUAGCAUUAAACAUUUUAUUA